AUGGUUUUGUUAGAGGAAUUGGGAUUACGGUUGGAACGCCUCGAGUAUCAUGUGCGUGAAGAGUUAAAUAAAGCAGCUUCGCGUAGAAUGGUUGUGCUGCAUCCACUAAAGAACCCUGGAGAACUUGACAAGUGGCUUGAUGAUUUAAACUCGAAUUCCAAAGUGGUGAUACCAUGUGCAUAUGUUGUACCAUCUCUCAAACAUGUAGAAGUAGACGACAAAUUUCAGUUCGAAAGACUUGGUUAUUUUGUGGCUGAUAAGGAUUCGACACCUGAAAACCUCAUUUUUAACCGAACUGUUACAUUGUGUGACAGCUUUGGAAAAGCCUGGAAGUAG
This is a messenger RNA of Lactuca virosa, 336 nucleotides long. Lineage: Eukaryota; Viridiplantae; Streptophyta; Magnoliopsida; Asterales; Asteraceae. The record is from the annotation of a GenBank genome assembly.